CUAGUCAGAUCCACACCGUGCGCGAGGACUGUGAGGUCUCUCAGCAGGCGCAAUGUUCGGAGCAGGAUUUCUCUCUCUCUCCGUCUCUCCCUCUCUCUCUCGGGUGUAUAUCACACUGCAGUUUUGUCUUUUUAUCCGCAAAUAUCUUUUCUAAUCGCACUCCAGCGCAUUCUGUGGGAUUGUAAUCCUGAAAUCUUCAGAUAAACCGUCGAGGGAUCGUCUUCAUCCGUCCUCCGGUUUUUUUGGGGGAUUUUUUCUUUUUUUUGGACCAAUACAAAAGGAGGCUUGUGUGACUGGAGCCUGGAUUCGCUUUAGAUUCUGGAGUAAAAGAUCUUCUUCACACCCUCACACCAAGCUUUAUACGCAUGCACGUUUGUCCUGGAGAUGAUUUUAGACGUGCAGUAACGAGCCGCAAACUCGUCUAGUCUUUAAAGGAAGUCUUAUUUUUCCUGCAUUUCCUUUAUUAUUUUUUUGCUCCAGCUGAAGCUCUACCCAGGCCUUUAUCCGCCUGCAGUAUUACAUCUCAACAAAUAAUUCGGAUAUGAUCAGAAACCAGAGCUCGUGUGGCUGAAUUGCGUUGCGUAACUGGAAAACUUCAUAAACUCGACUUUUUCGUGUGCGCGCGCGCGCGUGUGUGUGUGUGUGCGUGUGUUUUUUUGUUUUUUUGGCCAUUUUGUUUUACACAAUCUGUGCAGUUGUUUGAAAUUGGAAGUUCUCCAUGGGUUCUCCGUCUCCGAGGCCCAGCUGACGACCUCAGCACCACUCCUUUCCCCCUUUUUGUUAUUUUUCUUUCUUUUCUUCUCCUUCCUUUUUUAUUAUUAGGACAUGUCGUGGGGGAUUUCUCCCUCAGUCAUGAGGCUCGUAUGGAGGAGUGUGACUGCUCUGUGGAUCCUGCUGCUCUCAACACAGGCUGAUGAAGAGGUUUUAAUGAACACCAAGACGGAGACGUCGGAUCUGAAGUGGACCACUUACCCCCGGCCCUCUGGAUCCGAGGAGGCGAGCGGUCUGUGGGAGGAAGUGAGCGGUCUGGACGAGGAGAACAACAGCGUGCGGACAUAUCAGAUCUGUCAGAGCGACGGCUUGGCUAGUCAUUGGCUGCGCAGUAAACUGAUAGCGCGGCGCGGAGCCUCGCAGGUCUACGUGGAGCUGCGCUUCACCAUGAUCGAGUGUUCGUCUCGCAGCACGCACCACCGCUCCUGCAAGGAGACCUUUAACCUCUACUACUAUCAGAGCGACACGGAUGAUGCCACGCCCACGCACCCCGCCUGGAUGGAGAACCCUUACAUCAAGGUGGACACGGUGGCGGCGGACUACCUGCUCCGCAAAGGAGGAGAAAAGAAGUUCAAUGUGAAGACGCUGCGUCUGGGUCCUCUGACCAAACGAGGCUUCUAUUUAGCGUUCCAGGCUCAAGGAGCGUGCAUGGCUCUGCUCUCCGUGCGAGUCUUCUUCAAGAAGUGUCCUUCACUCACGCGCUCGCUGUCCGUCUUCCCCGAGACCAUCCCGCGCUCUCUGGUGCAGGAGGCCGUGGGCGAGUGCGUGAGGAACGCCGCUCUGCACGGACCCAAAGCCAGACCACCGAAGAUGUUCUGUGCCGAGGACGGACAGUGGGUGGACCAGCCGAGCAGCAGCUGCACGUGUUCGCCAGGGUACGAGGCCGGCUCAGGGGAGCUGGAGUGCAGAGCAUGUCCUGCGGGUCACUUUAAGUUGAGUCCUGGUGCCGGUCCGUGUUCUCCGUGUCCCGAGUCAAGUCACACAGGAGAGAUGGGAGCCGCUGCAUGUGUGUGUCGACCGGGAUACCACCGCGCAUCCACAGACACACUGGACAUGCCCUGUACACGCCCACCCUCACCCCCCCACAGCCUCUUCCCUCAAAUUAAUGACACGUCUGUGACUCUGGAGUGGAGCGAGCCGGUGGACAGUGGUGGACGCUCUGACCUCUCCUACAGCGUGGAGUGUCGAGUGUGUGCGACAACCUCGUGUUUGCCGUGUGGCGACAGCGUGAGCUACCGACCCACCCAGCGAGGCCUGACUGGACGCAGCGUCAGCGUCUGGGGGCUCCGCCCACACACCACCUACACCUUUACUGUCACUGCCGUCAAUGGGGUUUCCCUGCUCAGUGUCCAGGGGCCGGCCUCAGAGAGCAUCAACAUUACCACUGGGCAACAUGUUCCAGUGCUGGUCUCAGGGAUCAGGCAGAGCACAGCCACUGAAUCCAGUCUGACGUUACACUGGCCCAUCCCGACACACACUCACUACAACAUCCUCCAAUAUCAACUCCGCUACUGCGAGAAGCAGGAGCGUGGUGUGGAGGAACACUCAUGCCGUUAUAAGGAGAGUGUCAGCAAUCACGUGGUCCUGAGUGACCUUCGCAGGGCGACGCAGUACGAGGUGCAGGUCCGAGCUCGGACUCAGUCGGGGUACAGCAUCUUCAGCCAGGCCAAGUCCUUCAGAACGCUGCCCGAUGAAGACGUCUCCUCUUCCCCGCUGCUGGUGACUGGGAUCCUCAUCGCCGUGGGGAUGAUCCUCCUCAUCGCCGUCGUCUGCCUCGCCAUCUACUGUAUCCGCAAACAGAACCGUCUGAAGGAUCCAGAACUCAGUGAUAAAAAUGGCCAGUACCUCAUGGGCCAAGGAGUGAAGGUGUACAUCGAUCCUUUCACCUACGAGGACCCGAACGAGGCUGUGAGAGAGUUCGCUAAGGAGAUCGACGUCUCCUGCGUGAAGAUAGAGGAGGUGAUCGGAGCAGGUGAGUUUGGUGAGGUGUGCCGAGGUCGUCUCCGAGUUCCUGGUAAAAAGGAGAACUAUGUGGCCAUUAAGACUCUGAAGGGUGGGUACACGGAUAAACAGAGGCGGGACUUCCUGUCUGAGGCGUCCAUCAUGGGCCAGUUCCAUCAUCCCAACAUCAUCCACCUGGAGGGCAUAAUCACAGCCAGCUGUCCAGUCAUGAUCAUCACCGAGUUCAUGGAGAAUGGAGCACUCGACUCCUUCCUCAGACUGAAUGAUGGUCAGUUCACGCCCAUCCAGUUAGUGGGAAUGCUGCGUGGAAUAGCGAGCGGGAUGAAGUAUCUUUCGGAGAUGAGCUACGUCCAUCGGGAUCUGGCCGCUCGGAACAUCCUGGUCAACAGCAACCUGGUGUGUAAAGUGUCUGAUUUCGGGCUGAGCCGGUUCCUACAGGAGAACUCCUCUGACCCCACGUACACCAGCUCACUGGGUGGUAAGAUCCCAAUUCGUUGGACGGCUCCAGAGGCCAUCGCUUUCCGCAAAUUCACCUCCGCCUCUGACGUGUGGAGCUACGGCAUCGUCAUGUGGGAGGUGAUGUCGUUUGGAGAGAGACCGUACUGGGACAUGAGCAAUCAGGAUGUUAUCAAUGCUAUAGAGCAGGACUAUCGUUUGCCACCGCCCCCUGAAUGCCCCUCCCACCUCCACCAGCUGAUGUUGGACUGCUGGCAGAAAGAGAGAACGGCUCGCCCCAGGUUCGCCAACAUCGUCUCCGCCCUCGAUAAGCUGAUCAGAAACCCCGCCUCCCUGAAAAUCACUGCCCAUGAUGGAGCAGGUCCGUCUCACCCUCUCCUGGACCAGCGCUCUGGUCUCUCCUCCUGCAGCUCGGUGGCUGAGUGGCUGAGGGCCAUAAAGAUGGAGCGCUAUGAGGAAAGUUUCAUACAGGCGGGAUACACAUCCAUCCAGCUACUUACUCACAUCAACGCAGAGGAUCUCUUGCGGUUGGGUGUGACUCUCGCUGGCCAUCAGAAGAAAAUCCUCUCCAGCAUUCAAGCUCUUCGAAUCCAAAACAAGAGUCCUAAUAACAUCCUCUACUGACUAACACACACACACACACACACACACACCUGCACAUGCACACACACACACACUCUCUUUCAUUUAUAGACUCAGCUCUUCCUGUGACGUGGACCAAUCAGGACUUUGCUUGCCGUGGAACCAGGAGCUGUGUCUUCUGGACAUCGGAAAACGGCUUGCGAGAACAUUAAAGGUUUAAAAGACGUGACGAAGCGAGUUCUAGAGUCGCCGUGGCAACAGGGGAUGUCAUGAACAAUGGGAGGAGGAAAGGGGAAAAAAAAAGUGCCAUAUUUUGGCGUGACCGCGCCGAGCGCAGGACUUCCAGGACGCGUCACGCUUUCAGAGUAUUUUUCUAACGGAGUGUGUUCAGUGAGAGACUUACCCAGGAUUACGGAGGAGGAACAGUGAGAACUGUGUUCAGGCCGGGUUCUCCACAGGGGUUCUCUGUUCCCUGCUCUUUCCUUUACACACGUGACACUCGGGGGAUUUGAUUUCUUUUCAGUAUCCGGAGUGUGUGCUGUGAGAAAUCACACGCACACACACCUCAACCGAUCUGGAUUUAUUAUUAAUGGCGUGUGAUUAAUGGCGUCCGAUCACUCAGACUGUAGUGGGUUUACACGUUUUCACACGCAUCCUGAACCGAUUACAUUCUUUCUGUGAUCAGAUGAAAACUGAGGUCACACACACACACACUCUCAGUGUUUGAAUCUCAUUUCGAUCAGUGUCCCUGCCUCCAGAUGAUCACAUGACCAUGUAGAGUUGUUCUUUUUGUAAGUGGAGGUCGUUUAAAUUUUUUUUUUUUUUUUUCUUGUUAUAUUUAGGGGUCCAAGCCCCAAAGUCAUCUGAGAGCUAACCGGUUCUGUGGGUUUCACAGAGAGAAAAAACUCUAAAACUGGCUUUUAAAAACAAAAACCCAUGAAAAUCUAAAUAAUGUUCAGGAAAUAAAUCCAUGCAGGAGGGUCUGAGGAUGUGAUUUUAGAGACACUGAGUCCCUGACCCCUGUAACACUACAGGAUAAGAGCAGCAGCUAGGCUAACACCAUUACAGCCGAGGUCAGUAUUCUACACCAGAAUUCUAAUCAUGAAUCAGAAUGAAAUU
Molecule: messenger RNA, 4890 nt
Organism: Hemibagrus wyckioides
Lineage: Eukaryota; Metazoa; Chordata; Actinopteri; Siluriformes; Bagridae
Gene: ephb4a
Product: eph receptor B4a
Exons: 17
Coding region: 826-3813 (995 amino acids)
Biological process (GO): protein phosphorylation; cell surface receptor protein tyrosine kinase signaling pathway; axon guidance
Cellular component (GO): neuron projection; plasma membrane
Molecular function (GO): protein binding; transmembrane-ephrin receptor activity; ATP binding
Source: RefSeq, a predicted model, not a curated record